Molecule: messenger RNA, 1714 nt
Organism: Arachis duranensis
Lineage: Eukaryota; Viridiplantae; Streptophyta; Magnoliopsida; Fabales; Fabaceae
Product: peroxisome biogenesis factor 10
Biological process (GO): protein import into peroxisome matrix
Cellular component (GO): peroxisomal membrane
Molecular function (GO): zinc ion binding
Source: RefSeq, a predicted model, not a curated record
CAGAAAAAGGAAAAAAAAAAAUCUUUUUUUAACAUAUGAAUGGCACACUUCCAAAGUCCCGAACCAAAGACACACUCGUUUGCGUACUGCUUCUGCCUCAGUUCCUUCCUCUGCAACCACCUCUCCAGUCCUCUCUCUCUUUCUCUCUCACUCUGCUUCACGUCUCCCUGCCGCCAGCACCUCUCUUCCGCUGUCACCGUCGCCAUCUUCCUGCAGGAUUCAGACUACAAGGACAGUUUAAGUUCUACACUGGAUACCAAUAUCUUGAUAAAUUAUAAUCAUCCUAAUUUUUUUAGGCUUUGCUGUAAGAAAGAAGGGAAGGAACAAUUAAUCAUGGGUUGGGGUCACAUUGGAAGAAAUGGCGGUGAUGAAGCUGGUCCUAGCAGCACCGUCCCCACAACCACCGAGCCACGGCGGUUCCCACUGGCUGCUCAGCCGGAGAUGAUGCGUGCUGCUGAGAAGGAGUACAAGGGUUGCUGUUGCUUAUCAAAACGAGACAAAACUCUUGGGACAAAUGUUGUACUAUGUUCUCACAACAGGAUCAGGGCAGCAGACACUUGGGGAGGAGUACUGCGACAUCACUCAGGUUGCUGGUCCUUAUGGGCUGCCUCCUACCCCUGCAAGGCGUACUCUUUUCAUUGUAUACCAGACAGCGAUUCCUUAUAUUGCAGAUCGUAUUAGUUCACGAAUUGCUUCCCGUGGCAUUGCCCUCGCUGAUUCAGAGUUUGCGGAGAGUUAUGGUGAUAGUGCUAUCAGGAGCAGUAAUUCACAGGAUUCUGUGGCUAGUCCUUCAACAUCAGGACAACAUAGUACAACUCUUUCAAGAUUGAAGCAAAAACUGAGUGGUUUUUGGUUGCAUGUGGUUCAGCAAUGGCCUGCGAUGCUCCCUUUUGUACGUGAAUUGAUACAGCUGGUUCUUCGUGCUAAUCUAAUGCUGUUCUACUUUGAAGGCCUUUAUUAUCAUAUAUCCAAGCGUGCUGCAGGCAUUCGUUAUGUUUUCAUUGGAAAACCAUCAAAUCAAAGACCCAGAUACCAAAUACUAGGAGUAUUUCUGCUGAUUCAACUUUGUGUAAUAGCUGCGGAACGGCUACGUCGAAGAAAUUUAUCUUCAAUUGCUGGCUCAGUUCAUCAGGCAUCCUUUGCAACCCAACAGAGAUCAGCAGGACAUGGUUUGCCUGUUCUGAAUGAAGAAGGUAAUCUGGCAUCUCUAGAUACUGACGAAGGAGGUUGGGUCUUUGAUUCUUCAUCUUCUGAGUAUGGAACUAGCAAAUGCACUCUUUGCCUAAGUAAUCGUCAACAUCCAACAGCUACAUCCUGUGGCCAUGUAUUUUGCUGGAACUGUAUCACAGAAUGGUGCAAUGAAAAGCCAGAAUGUCCUCUUUGCCGCACCCCAAUAACACAUUCAAGUCUAGUUUGUGUGUAUCAUUCAGACUUCUAGAGUAUGCAUUUCUUCAGCUGCAAUCUCUUGUAUAAAAGAGAGAGGAUAUAUCAUGAAAGGCAACAUUUUUCUUGUCUUGAAUCUUGCAAGGAUUUUAUUUAUUUAUUUAUUUAUUUAUUAUGAUGUCAUUACAAGGGAUACUUGGAUGUUCCUAGAGUAUGUUUAUGUUUAAUUAAUUGAAACAUUUACAACCACUCAAUUUAUGUGGUUUUUGUAUAACUACUAAGUACUAACAUUAAAAUGAAAAUAUAUGGUGGUUUAUGUUUGUAGAGAAUU